AUGAUAAAUGAAUGGAACUCUCGUACAUCAAUUUCUCAGUUAAGUAGUCAAUGGAAAAAAGUUCGAUCCCUCUAUACCAAACAGAAUUUACUUCUUUUAUUGUACAAUGUUGAAGGACUGAAUACUCAUGUUGCGGAUGUUGAUUCGUUAUUGUCCACUUAUCAUCCUCAUGUUUGCAUACUGACUGGAGUUGGAACGGCUGUUAAUAAAAAUAUUAUUUUUCCUAAUUAUAAUACAAUAGCACAAGCUGGAACGAAUGCGUAUGGUGGUGUAAUGAUACUGUAUCAACAUUAUAUAAAAUGUAAAAUAAUAGAGAAAACUCUUAAAUUCAUUAUAAUCGAAUUACUCUUGUCUCCAAAUCCAAUAUAUAUUGGUGCUAUUUAUGUCCCUCCUAGUUCUCUUCCCCCCUUUCAAUUAAUAUCCAAAUACCAAAGUAAACCUUUUUAUCUCUUUGGUGACUAUAAUGCUAAGCAUACUAAUUGGAAAUGUAAAAGAAAUAACACAAGCGGAGUUCAAUUACAGAACUGGUUGGAAACAGCUGGAAAUGAAAUGAUAACUCCAACUAAAUCAACAUCGAGACGAUCCGAAUCGAUAAUUGAUUUUGGAAUAACGCACGAUGCAUCUGGUUGGGCUUCUGAAGUAUUAAAUGACGGUACAUCCGACCACUUUCCCAUUUUGUUUCAAUCCCCAUUAGCAAUUGGUGAAGGUUCAUUGUUUAGAAAAACUAAUAGGAAGAUAUUCAAAUAUUUUCUUAUUGUUAUCAGCGAAUACUGGAGGUCAAUGGUUUAUAAUCUCGACGAACAAACCUUCUUCUCUCUUUUUCCAUUAUUUCUAUCAUCUCUAUGGGAUCGCUGUAGUACAUACGAAGACACGACAAAAUAUCGUCCUCCUUGGCCAUCUGAAUUAGUUCUUCUAGCAAAAUCAGUAAACAAAGCUAGACGUGCUUAUAGAAGAAAUAAAACGAAAAAUAAACUUGAUUAUUAUUUAUCUUUAAGGGAAAUAUUUAUGGAUAAGAGAACUCAUUUCUUACAAUCAAAAAAAGAACAAAAAAUGAAUUGGGUAACUCAUGGAAAUAAUAUAUGGAAAUUUGUUAAACCCUCUUUUCAUUCAUUUACUCCCCCUUUUAGAGGAAUUACAUCAGGAAAUAAUAAAAUAACAGACAAAGAAGAAAUUGUUGGUAUUCUAGCAAACUACUUCGAAAAUCAUUUCGCAGAACCCAAAUUCGACGAUAACAAUAAUGAACACUUACAAGCAAUAGAGAAAUUUAAACAAAUUGAAUAUGCACCUAGUAUUCCUUUAGAACAAAUUACGAUGAACGAAGUCCUAAAAGAAUGGAAAAAAUUUAAAUCAAAAAAAUCAAGUGAUAGUAGUGGAACCUCUGCCCCCGGUCGUCCUGUUCAACAAUUUAUUGAUGAAUUAGAUGCUCUUCUUCAAAAUCUUCAUAAUUCAAUUCCCUCUAUUACAUACAAUCGUAAAAUUAAUCAAACAAUAAAUCAAAAUAUUCCAGAUCAUCUUAUUGGUUCAAGUCAAUCUCAAACAAUAAGUCGAUCAAUUCAUAAAAAGAAGAAAAAUUAUCAUCGGCUAAUUAAAAGAUUGAAACAUAAAUUUCGAUUAACCAAUACAGUCAUAAGAAAGACCGAUAAAUCUAAAGUAUUUCAUAUAGGUAAAGUUGAUGAUUAUCAAAAAAAGUCAAAUGAAUAUAUGAUUAGAACCAAUGCUUACAAAUGUCUUGGUACUAAUGAUCCUUUACCUGAUCUUAUUCAACGUACUAAUAAAUAUUUACUUGAUUUACGUCUGGCGAAAUGGAUUACACAAAAACAAUAUGAGCAAUUAUGUAUUAAAACAGAUGAAGUUGAAUUAGCUCAUCUUUAUUAUUUACCAAAAGCUCAUAAAUUACGAACUCCACUUCGACCAAUUAUUUCAGGUCUUAAACAUCCAACAAUUAAAAUCUCCAAGUUUCUUGAUGAUUUACUACGACCUUUAUUCGAUAAAAUGGCAGUAAAUACCACUGUUAUGUCUGGAUUUGAAUUAAUUAAAAAACUGCUGCAGUGGUCAAAGUUUAAUAUGAAACAAGAAACCUUAUUAUGUACAAUAGAUGUUACUGACCUGUACACCAUGAUUCCACAAAUUGAAGGAGUGUUAACAUUAAAAAAGAUGCUAGACUUUCUUCAAAUCAACAAAAUCAAAGAUUUAAAAGUUGAAGCUAUUAUACGUCUAGCCAGAUUUGUAAUGCAAAACAAUUAUUUUAAAUAUGAUGGCCAAUAUUAUCAUCAAGUACGAGAAGGAGCGAUGGGAUCUCCACUAACAUUAACAAUUGCCAACUGUUAUAUGUUUUUCUAUCAAUUUGAUAUCGUUAGACAGAUUAGCAAUAGUAGCGGCCUAUAUUUCCGUUUUAUUGAUGAUAUAUUUAUUGUUAUUAAUUGGCCUGAACGUCAUUUCUUAAAACAGAUCGAUCGAUGGAAUAAAUUUGAUGAAAAUAUCCAGUUAUCAGCUCAUGUUAAUUCAUAUGCUGAUUUUCUAGAUGUACAUAUAGAGAAUAAAGAUGGUCAAUUAUUUACUACUGUUUAUCAUAAACCAUCUUAUGAACCAUACUAUUUGCCAUUCAAUAGCAUUCACCCUAUUCAUAUGAAAAAGAACAUACCAUUUGCUAUGCUACUUCGUGCAAUUCGAUAUUGUUCUACAUUUGAAGCUUAUUUAAAAGAAAAAAGUACAUUGAGAAUGGCUUUAAUAUUAAAUAAAUAUCCAGGUAAAUUCAUCGAUCAACAAUUUAAAAAAGUUUUUUUGAAAUUUCAAAUUAAUGAACCAUUGACAAAAAAUAAUUAUAAUACAUUACGUCAAAAAGUCAUUGAUACACAAUAUUCUGACAAGAUACCAGUCGAUCAUACUCGUACAAUGUUUAUUCAUUUUACGUAUUGUACAAGUAUGAAAGCAUUUCCUAAGAAGUUUCAUGCUUUAUGGAAUAAAUACUUCGCUGAAUCUCCUAUCAAUGAAAUUGCUUCAGUUCUUGGUACACGUAAUGUCGAUAAUCUGCAACGACGGUUAGUCUAUACUCGUCAAUAUUGA
Rotaria sp. Silwood2 is the source of this 3063-nucleotide messenger RNA. The record is from the annotation of a GenBank genome assembly. NCBI's taxonomy places the organism in Eukaryota, Metazoa, Rotifera, Eurotatoria, Philodinida, Philodinidae.